Molecule: messenger RNA, 547 nt
Organism: Aspergillus piperis CBS 112811
Lineage: Eukaryota; Fungi; Ascomycota; Eurotiomycetes; Eurotiales; Aspergillaceae
Exons: 2
Coding region: 132-416 (94 amino acids)
Source: RefSeq, a predicted model, not a curated record
UGACUGCCAUGAAUGGCUUCACCUCGAGCUGUUGUGUUUUGAUUGACCCUUGAGCGUCCCGAGUUCGGCUUACCAAGUUACCCUCCUGUCAGAAAUAAGCUUCGUGGACCAGCCCAUACAGCGUUGCAUGCAUGUGCCCUCCUUCACGUCAUUGCGAUCCUUGCUGUCAUGACCUUCCGCUGCUCCCGAUGCAGCCAGUCCUACCAGUAACCAGGAUCAUGGCCGCUAUCGACCUCCUCGCCCUCGAAGCACGACACCAAGUGAUCAAGCGAAGCAACUGGGCCGGCGAGAAUCCGGGCGUGGUCCUGGUCUUCUGCAUCGUUUUCAUCGUUGCUGUGGGAAUCAUCGCACUCUUCAUCUACCGAAAAUGCAUGGCACGAAAAGCAGCUAAACAGUCAUAUGAGGUCGAAGCUUGAACCUUUGACUGAUCCGACCGAUGAUGCUGUGAUACGAGAGUAUUGGAGAAAGAAGGAUGGAAGGAUGAAAAGGAUACGAUUUCGGGCUGGCUACGUCGCUGCAACGAUCGAUACGCACGUUCUCCUUAUCU